AUUUCGUUCAGCUAAGUUUAUUCCGAGAAAGCAAAAGCAAUAGGAGUAGGGAUAGGAAGGGAAGAUGAAGCUGUCAUCUCGAGUCGAGGCGCGGGCGGCGGGUCCACAGAUUAUGUGCCGCACCACAACACAACUCAAUCUGCCGCAGAGUGUAUUUUAACUCAAUCGAAGUCGCGCGCGCGGUCUGUCGCUGCGUCCUUUACGCAUUUUCAAACUUUUAAAACUAAUACGAAAAUUCCUGGUUUAAAACUAGGAGUGAUAACAGAAACUGCAGUUGUAAAUAAAAUAUAGUGACGGUAACUAGUGACAUUGUUUUAUACUUAGUGCUACAUUUUUGGAUGAUUGUUGAAAAUUAACAAAAACUGGAGUUCCAAUCUUUCCAACGAGAGCAAGCCAUGUGAAUACAGCGGAGCAGCCGUCUAAGAUUUGAGAUGUGGUUGGCAGCGGCGGUGGUGGCAUCCGUGGCGGCCGUGGCGCGCGCCACGCUCUGUGAUGAGGCUCGUCUGCGGUGCGCUUACCGCUCCGGCUGUGGUACGGCCCUCAACAACUACAUGCUAUACUGCAACGACGUGCUCAGUCGGCCUAUGAACUGGUGUCCUGAGGAGUGCGAACACGCGUUGAUAGCACUCACGUCUACUGAAGAAGGAAAGGAUUUGAUGAAUUGCCAGUGCAACAACGAGUAUUGCAGGGAGACGAAGCAGCGGAUUGAAGUUUGUCGAACUCAAGUGUUGAAAGGGGCCGCCAACGUCACGUCAUCCUGCCGACUCUCACAGCUGAUCUGCCUCGCAGACUCCCAGUGCUCCACUGCGUUAGACUUCUACCAUAGACUCUGCUGGUCUAUGUAUGAAGGGAGGAAAUGCUCGCGAAGAUGCCGAAAUUCGAUUACCAUACUCAGGAAACAAGAGAAGGCAGCGGCACUGACGUCUUGCAAGUGUGAUGGGAAUGAAGAAUAUGACUGUCCUAAGAUGCAAAGCAACUUUGCGAGAUUAUGCUUCAAGCACAAUUUGUACAAAGGAAAGAAGAAAGUAAAAGAGGAACAUGUUCCAGAAGUGGUUACGGCAGCUGCCUCAUUAAUUCCUCUAUCACAGUUAUUGCUUGUAGUGAGUUAUUGGACUUGCACUCAGUUAUAGUUGGAGGUCUACCUCGAGAACUGUUAUGAAAUACUUUUAUUGUCAAUCCAAUCUCCUAUUUCGGAAUACGAGCCCGACUCGACAUGAAGGUAUUAUGUCUUAAUUUAUAGCAUCGAAGUACAAUACUUUGUGUAAAUAUGUGAAUAGUUUAGUUCUAUGAGGGAAUGCAAGGGUUAAGAGUAUUGCAGAAGUUUUUGGAGUGUGUGUCGCGUGUGCGCCGCCCACGGCCGCGGGUGACGGCUCUGCUAUAAAUAUUGCCUCCUUGGUGGUCCGGUGACAAAUGCUGGCCCGUUCCCGAUGCAGCGUUGCGCCGAUUGAUCUAAUGACUUCUACACUUGUCGCAUUAUCGGAUUAUCCCCAUGCGUGAUUUUAAAGAAGUUGGUAUUUAUGUAGUUAUAGUAAGUUCUGUUUAUUUGGGUAUAUCAAUUUAUGUGGCGUCUCAUCAAUUUUAUUUACUGUCUCAAUACAUACUUUAUAAAAUGGACAUUACGUUUUUCUUUGCUUUUCACAAGGAAUGGAAAACCAAAUUUGGACAUAUCAAAUACGCACAUUUGCUAUAAAGUUGAUGUUGAUUGUAAAGUGAUCGUGACGAUUCAAUACAAAAUUAAAUUGCUAUGGCUGAAAACGGUUAAGUUUUGAUGGGAUUUUAAUUUUUAAUCAUGAUGAGUCCCGGCUAGGAAGUGGAUGUUCUAAUGACAUAGUCGUACCCAAUUCCGGUGCGCGCGCGACACUAAUCGUGCGAGUGAUGUAGGGCCACAGACAUGUCACCGUCACCACGGACAUCGUCGUUUUGUUAGCAUCCGUUUGAACAUUGUUCAGUUUUUUUUUGAACAUCAAUAAUUCUGGGAAAUUAUGAAACAUUCUUUUAUAUUUUAUUUUUUGUUUCUAAACAGCCAGUAACUUCGAGUAUUUCGAGAUGUCGUUGUACGACGUUAAUUUUAAUAAUAGGUAGUUCGAAUAUAUUUAGGUUGUCUUUCUUUAUUUACAUUUUUGUCACAUUCUGAUGUGUGUUUGGCACAGAAUAUCUAUUGUCAAUUACACGACACCAUAACUCACCUUCCCGUACGAAUUAAAGUUGGAAAAUCAUCAAAAAUGUAUUAAAAUGUAUCAGUCAAAUAAUAUUUUCUUUAGAAAUGAAACCAACACAGUCGAUGGAAGUAUCGAACUAAAAUAUAUUCGUGGCGAGUGCUAGACCGGUUCCACGGCUGUGGGCGUGCGAACUGUUAUCAAAUAAACAAGAGCAACUCGCUGUUCUGUAUCAAGUGUUUCUUGAGAGACGUCGAUGUUUUCUUUCGUUUUCUAAACUUGUAUUGUGUUUAGGUAUUUCAUAUUUUUUUAUAGGAGUUUGAGUACUAGGUAUUUCAUAUUUUAUGUAACAUUCGGUAAUAACAUUCGGUAUUUUUAUGAAUACCGUUCUACAAUCGUAUAUUAGUAAAUCAACUUGAACGUAAUAAUGAGAUUAUUUAUUUUCUGUGAAAAUGGUCGAAAUAAUGUUUUUUAAAAUCUAUAAAUCUUAUUUAUCAAUUCAAACUUGAGUAAAGGAAAAUCAACAUCGUCGGUUGAACGUUCUGACUUAACAUAAGGAAGUAUAUAGAUAUUCAACAGCAUUCUUCAAUGCAUUAACGGAAAAUGUAUGCCAUGUAUUCAAAGCAAUGCAAUAAAGGUAACUCUUAAAGUCAGAACGUGUACAUUUAAUGGCCUUUUUAACAAGUUAUGCGCUAACUCAGAAGUUGUACGUCAUCAAAAUUAUACUGUGUCAUUAGCAAUUCAUCUCAGAGCAUUUCUUACUAAUGUUUUAUCGCACAGUACAGCAUGCAUAUUGUGGCAUGUGUGGCAGUCAUGGCUGUUGUCCGACAUUAACUGGACUUUUUUCAAAACGUCCACUUUCAGCCUACAGUUCUUCUUCAUCCUAUUUAAAAUAGGUAUUUUGUCGGUCUCAUUAUGUAGAUGUAACGCUAUAACAUAUUUGGCCAUGUUGUCGUGUUAAUGUAAUGACUUGCCAUUGCCUUUUCUAUUUCAUCACACACUAGCUGAUGGAUUACCAAUGGUUUUCCUUCAACGAAAGCACAUGGUCUAUCGUAGGUACAUGAAGUAGAUUGUUGUAAUCAAAUUAUUUUGCAAUAAGAUAGUGUACCAGGGACUAUUCGCGCAUAAACUUCGUAAAAGCUUACUUAGUAAUCACUAGACUGGACGUUUUGAUAAGUCAGUAUAAUCAGACCUUAGUCUGCGCCUGCGCAUGGGGCAAUGCAACGAAUAUGAAUGAACCUCUCGUAAUGUGGAUUUUAUAGCGCUGUAAAACACCUAAUGUAUUUGCAAUUCAGACGCUAAUGUCGUUUAUAUGAAGAGCUUUCUAUGAGCUUUUGCCGCACAUACGAAUGAACUUUCACUCUGUAAGCAAAUCGGAUUAUUUUGUGGGGAGUUUAGGUUUUUUUCGAAAUGGAGAUAGAUAUUUGAAAUAUUCGUAUAUAAUAAUAGCAUACUAUAUAUGUAUAUUUCAAAUUCAUUACUAACUCCAUUUUACACAUAUAUUAGUAGGUUUACACCGUACAUAUAUGUUUGUACGGUAUGUAUUAAUAUUUGUGUACUAUUUAACAUUUUACCGUUUAUCAAAAAUUAUUACUCAUAUGUAGGCAAGAAAAAAGUAAUUUUUCUAAAAAAAUCCCACCAAUAAAUACCAUGGAGAAAAUAAAGUUUAAAAUAAGUAGUGUUCAUUUUUUGUGUUUGUGUAUUUCUUGUUUGUAUUUAUUAAAUGUCUGUUUUGUCUCAAUGCUGUGUUGAAGCGUUAUUACUUGCUGUAUGUGGGCAUUUAAACCUAAGUAUAUUUUAUUGUAAUGUGCAGUAUUUUCUGUUUAAAUUAGGGUGACCAUGAUCACUAUCCGUAAUGACCGCAAAACUCUUAACAUUACGGUGGCCAUGGUUCACAAAUACAUUCGUACGAUUAAAAUUAAAGAUCCAUUAUAAAUGAAUUUAGGAUAAUUUUAGAUUAGUUAUAUUUUUAGUAUACAGGUUUUUCAAACACAUUAACCACAGUUUACCAAAGUGAGAUUAUUAGAUUAUUAUAGCUGUAAAAAUGUUCAGUAGCUUAGCCUAGAUAUACUAAAUAAAUAUGUAUAUGUAUAAGAUAAAUUCGUACAAAGUAUUUUUAGCAUUAUGAUAAUAAUUUAUUGAACUAGGUAGGUACUAUCGAUAUUGUAAAAAUUGUUGCUUUGUUUCGUUUUUUAUAAAAUUAUUGUAAGGAUUUUAGUUGUAUUUAUUUUUACAAAAUUGCAAUAAAUAUCUGUUUUCUUAAUAUUAA
Plodia interpunctella (Indianmeal moth) is the source of this 4425-nucleotide messenger RNA. RefSeq names its product growth arrest-specific protein 1-like. Bases 432 to 1130 code for a protein of 232 amino acids. The transcript has 3 exons. NCBI's taxonomy places the organism in Eukaryota, Metazoa, Arthropoda, Insecta, Lepidoptera, Pyralidae. Gene Ontology annotation, biological process: regulation of cell cycle. The record is from RefSeq and is a predicted model, not a curated record.